Molecule: messenger RNA, 1281 nt
Organism: Miscanthus lutarioriparius
Lineage: Eukaryota; Viridiplantae; Streptophyta; Magnoliopsida; Poales; Poaceae
Source: the annotation of a GenBank genome assembly
AUGGGCACGGGAGGUGCAGCGCUGGUCGCCGCCGCCCUCGCCGUUGUGGUGGUCACCAGGCUGUGGACGGUGCUGCUCCACCUGGUGUGGCGCCCGUACGCCGUAGCGAGGGCGUUCGCGCGGCAGGGCGUCCGCGGGCCGCCGUACCGUGUCUUCGUGGGCAACAGCAAGGAGGUCCAGGCGAUGCGGGCGGCGACGAGCGGCGACACGCUGGACCUAAACUCCCACGACUACAUCCCGCGCGUGGAUGUCGCUCUACGGCAGGGGAAGGAGGUGUUCCUGGCGCAGCGGGAGCUCCAGUUCAUCGCUUUCGCCUCCAUCUACAACGUGCGCGUGCCGGGCAUGCAGUACGUGCCCACCAAGGCCAACGUGCGCCGCUGGCAGCUCGAGCGCACGGUGCGGGGCACGCUCAUGGCCAUCAUCGGCGAGCGCCUCGCCGCUGCAAAGGAGGCGAGGGGUUACGGCAGCGACCUGCUCGGCCUCAUGUUGGAGGCCAACGCCGCCGGCGACGACGGCGGCAAGAGGCAGCAGGACAUGAGCAUGGACGAGAUCGUCGACGAGUGCAAGACCUUCUUCGUCGCCGGCCACGACACGACCUCGCACCUUCUCACCUGGGCCAUGUUCCUCCUCGGCACGCACCCCGAGUGGCAGCAGCGGCUCAGGGAGGAGGUGAUCCGGGAGUGCGGCGGCGCCGAGGUGCUUCUCCGCGGCGAUUCCCUCAACAAGCUCAAGCUCGUGACGAUGGUGCUGUACGAGACGCUCCGGCUGUACGGCACGUUGCCGAUGAUCGCGAGGCAGGCGACAGCGGACUCGGACCUCUGCGGCGUGAAGGUUCCCAAGGGCACCCUCCUGCUGAUCCCGAUCGCGAUGCUCCACCGCGACGAGGAGGUGUGGGCCGCGGACGCCGGCGCGUUCAACCCGCUCAGGUUCCGGGACGGCAUGGGCAGGGCGGCGGCGCACCCGAACGCGCUGCUGUCCUUCUCCUCGGGCCCGCGGUCGUGCAUCGGGCAGGACUUCGCAAUGCUGGAGGCCAAGGCCACGCUGGCGCUCAUCCUCCGGCGGUUCGCGUUCGAGGUGGCGGCGGAGUACGUGCACGCGCCGGCCGACUUCCUGACGCUUCAGACGUCGAAAGGGCUCCCCGUCGUGCUCAGGCUCUUGGAUCCGUAUAGUUGGCAAGAAACAUGUUGCAGUCCUAUUGGCGUCCAUCUCCAGUUUGACGAUAGUAAUUGCAACGUUUUGUCUAGAAGUCCACGUGGCGUCCAUCUCCGACGUCGACCUUGA